AUGAUGGACUUGGGCUCUGAUCCUGCCGGCUUGGUUGCCCGUUACGCCCAUAUUUUCAUGGUCCGAUUGGGAACCGACCGGUCUGAUGUCACGAAUCAUAACUCCGAAUCAUCGCGGUUCAGAAGUCUUCACCGAGUCUGCCUGUGCGCUUUUGUUGGAGGUAUAGCCCGCAGAGCUGGACGUGUAGGUUUAGGUCUUGAGACAGGUGAGGUCACAAGCAACGCAUCUCUAUGCGUCUCUAUGUCCCUAUCACGAAAGACAGAAUAG
This is a messenger RNA of Cinara cedri, 267 nucleotides long. The record is from the annotation of a GenBank genome assembly. NCBI's taxonomy places the organism in Eukaryota, Metazoa, Arthropoda, Insecta, Hemiptera, Aphididae.